Messenger RNA from Salvia splendens (bonfire salvia), 774 nucleotides. Its product is annotated as metacaspase-1. Bases 1 to 774 code for a protein of 257 amino acids. The record is from RefSeq and is a predicted model, not a curated record. Gene Ontology annotation, biological process: proteolysis. NCBI's taxonomy places the organism in Eukaryota, Viridiplantae, Streptophyta, Magnoliopsida, Lamiales, Lamiaceae. The transcript is spliced from 3 exons. Gene Ontology annotation, molecular function: cysteine-type endopeptidase activity. Gene Ontology annotation, cellular component: cytoplasm.
AUGCGAAAAAAUCUUACGUGGCACCACCGCCGCCGCCGCCGCCAGUCAAGAAUGGAUCCAACGCAUAUCCCAGGAAAGAAACAGAGCAAAGCUCCUCUGCCGCAGGCUUCGUUGGGGACUGCCCUUCUACACGCCGCCUCCUUCCACGACAAGCCCUGCCCGGGGAGGCGGGCCCUCGUCUGCGGAGUGAGCUACAAGAAGCACGAUCUGAAGCGCAGCGCCCUCGGCGUGAGGAAGAUGCGCGAGCUGCUGCUCUACAAAUUCAGCUUCUCACCUGAAUCCGUGCUCAUUCUGGCGGAGGAGGACUGGUGUCCUCCUCCGACCAGGAGGAACAUUGAGGAGGGCUUCCAGUGGCUGGUGAGGGGGAUCCGCUCUGGGGAUUCCCUCCUCUUCUAUUUCACUGGCCACGGGAAGCAGGAGAAGGCGACCGGCGAUGAGAUCGAUGAAACGAUCUGCCCCGUUGAUUUCGAGGAGAACGGGGUGAUCGCCGAUAACUUCAUCAACUGCGCCAUCGUUGAGCCGCUCGUGACGGGCGUCAAGCUUCAUGCCAUCGUUGAUUCCGGCCACGUUGGAACUAUUCUCGACUUACCCCGCGUUUACGAGGCUAGCAUGAGCUUUGAGAACAAGGUUGAUAACCACAUCAACCACGCCAUCGUUAGGCGCCCAUGCGUCAAACUUCAUACCAUCAAAGCUGGAACUAUUCUCGACUUACCUCGCGGUCCGUUGUUGUCAUCAACUGAAGAUUUCAACAUUAGCAAAGAAUUCCAGCUGUGA